AAUUAAGAAUCGUCCGUUUGACAAAUAAUUUUUGCCCCGAAAUUUCUGAAAACCCUUUUGUUAUUUUAAUUUUUCCGAAGCUAUUUUCAUUUUCAGAUUUUCAUAAACCCUUCUGGAUUUUGAAGAAGAGGGUCUGCAUCUGUUCAAACUUGAACUUUGGCCCCUCCUUCAUUCUUCCAAAAUAACACUAUCUGCAAUUUAAUUUAUAGACUUUUAGCUUCAUAAACAAAGCGCGGGACUCCGAAAAUUUUUUGUCCCUUCCUCUCCCCCUUUUCUCUGACGAUGUAGAUAGAGAAAGCACAUGGUUUCCUUCGGUACCCUUUUUCAGUUCUCAGCCUUGAAUGCUUGUUUAUCUGAUAAGGGUGCAUGCUGUUUUGAUCAAUUCCUUGGUGGGUUGUUUCGGAAACAGAUCCGUGUCUACAAUAAUGGGUAACGGGGAGCCUUUGGAUUUGUAUAAACUUUUCAUGGUGGUGAAGAAGAAAGGUGGUUAUGAGACUGUAUGUAAGAAUAGGUUAUGGGAUUUGGUGGGGGAAGAAUAUGGGUUGGGUGUGAAGGUUGGUUCCGCUGUGGAACUUGUUUACAGCAAACACUUAAGUGCUCUAGAGAGAUGUUUGAAGAAUGUUGCUGGUGGCAAGUUUUCUGAAUAUGGUUUAGAGGGUGAUAGAGUGAAGUUUCAGAAGCAUUUGAUGGAGGCACACACUGAAUCCAUGUUGGAGAAUUCUGGUGAGGAGGUAGAAGAUGAACUUGAGAGGAGGGAGUGUGGCCGUCCGGAUGGGAGGAAGUUCAGUGGUGGUAAUAGAGUCAAGUGUGUGAAACCAGAGUCCAAUGGGGCUGAAAACGAGAAUGCAUAUGAGUAUAUAAAUGGGAGUAAAUCAUGUGGUAGUAAUAGUGUGAAAGACAAAAAUUCAGAUUCUAAUGGGAAUGAAUAUGAUAAUGUAUGUGACUAUCUAGAGGGGAGGAAGUUGUGUGGUACAAAUAGGGUGAACGGGGUGAAUCCAGAGUUCAAUGAGGCCAAGAAAGUGAGAAGGCCGGGACUUGUUGAUUUGGACAUGCUGGAGGACCACAACAAGGGUGAGCCUAUUGUAGUAAAAUUUUGCGGAUUUAAUACUGAAAUGGAUACACCAGAAGAGUUUGAUGAGGGCAAAUUAUUAACUGUGGAUGCAUCCGAUGCAGAAAGUGAUAUGGUUAGAUUGUCAGAUGGAAGAAAGAGCAACAAUAAAAAUGAUGAUGACGAUAGUGAUGAAGUCUUGAUAUUGGAUCCAUCUAGUGUUGACAAAAACAAAUUUGGUCACAAGAGGAAGAGAGAGUCUGUGUCAGAAAUGCUAAUUUGGAUUAACAGCAUUGCUAAAAAUCCUUGUGAUCCUGCUCUUGGUUCGAUUCCUGAAAAGUCUAAGUGGAAGUCUUGCAGUAGUCAGGAGAUCUGGAAGCAGGCUUUGUUGUUUCGAAAAGCAGUCUUUCUAAAGAAAGAUUUUGAGACAGCCAAUGAACAACUUAGUUGGCAGAGUCAGAAAAUGCAUCCUUCCAUGUAUGAUGAUCGCGUUGGGGCAUUGUACAAUUUUAGAAAGAGGUUGAAGUGUGAUGAGAGGUCUUUAUUCGGAAAAUCUACAUCUAAUGGAGUCUCCUCUUCAUCUAAAACAAAACGUGGAGAUUUGAAGAGAACCCUUAGUUCUCGAUCUGAAGAUGUUGUCGAUAAGAAGUUACAUGACUCUUGUAGUCUUGAUAAAUAUGCACGAGUGCACAUCCCUGUGGGACCAAAUCAUCAAGCUGAAGUGCCAGAAUGGACUGGCAUGACUUGUGAGAGUGAUUCUAAGUGGUUGGGGACCCAAAUAUGGCCUACAAAAUCUGUAAAUUCAAAAUGGUGUCUUGUUGAAAGGGACCCUAUUGGGAAAGGAAGACAGGAUUCAUGUGGCUGCCCAGUACAAGGCUCUGUUGAGUGUGUCCGGUUUCAUGUUGGUGAGAAAAGGUCUAAAGUUAAGAUGGAGCUGGGGGAGGCUUUUUUCCAAUGGAGAUUAGAUAUGGUAGGGGAAGAAGUUAGGAGUUCUUGGACAGAUGAAGAUGAGAAAAAGUUCAAAGAUGUGGUGAAAUCAAACCCUGCUUCACUUGAUAAGUGUUUUUGGGAUCAUCUUUUUAAAACAUUUCCUAAGAAGAGCAGAGAAGAUUUGGUCUGCUACUAUUUCAAUGUCUUUCUUCUGCAGCAGAGAGCAUAUCAGAAUAGGCAUACUCCAGAUAACAUUGAUAGUGAUGAUGAUGAAUCAGAGUUCACACCAUUGAGGAAAGUGUUUGGACAUCAAACACCAAAAUCUCGCAACCUCACCUUGUUAUCACCAAAAAAAUCCACAGGCAAAAGGGCAAAUAGCAAGUGAAUGGUCAGUCACUUCUCGAUCUUUAUCGAGAAUGUGAGUUGACAAUUUUGUGCGUAUUUUGCUGUCACAACUUUCAGAAUCAAUGGAUCUUUCUCUCCUUAGAAUUUUGAAGCUCCAUUGAUUUUGGAAGUGGAAAAUGGAACCUAAAAGAUUGGUUCUUUUUGUGUAGGAUCAAUUUAGGACAUGAAAGAUGUUUUUUGAAGCCUUGCCAACAACUAUGAAAAUCUGACAGUUGGAGUUGCUUUUAGUUUUACAUGCCUCCAUUUUUGAGACAUGUCUUCUGUCUGUUGGCUGUAAUAUGUUGCAGCCACAGGUCUCUUCGCUCAUUUUAUUUUCACCGGUUUUUGACAAGGGUUACUUUAAAGUUCAAACAAAAACAUCAUGAAUAUAUAGGGCAAAUUUUAUUGUAGAGUUUUAUGAAGAAAUACUAAGUGUUAUUUGAAUUUCA
Molecule: messenger RNA, 2811 nt
Organism: Vigna unguiculata (cowpea)
Lineage: Eukaryota; Viridiplantae; Streptophyta; Magnoliopsida; Fabales; Fabaceae
Product: ARID/BRIGHT AND ELM2 DNA-binding domain-containing protein
Molecular function (GO): DNA binding
Source: RefSeq, a predicted model, not a curated record